Messenger RNA from Boleophthalmus pectinirostris (great blue-spotted mudskipper), 2539 nucleotides. RefSeq names its product splicing regulatory glutamine/lysine-rich protein 1 (gene srek1). The record is from RefSeq and is a predicted model, not a curated record. Gene Ontology annotation, cellular component: nucleoplasm. The coding region runs from base 992 to 2113 and encodes 373 amino acids. The transcript has 13 exons. NCBI's taxonomy places the organism in Eukaryota, Metazoa, Chordata, Actinopteri, Gobiiformes, Gobiidae. Gene Ontology annotation, molecular function: RNA binding.
AAAAGAAUAAGUCUGCUGCGGUCUGUUGGCUGAAGCCCUGAAGCGGAGUAUUAAUUAACCAAAUAAAAGAAUCCCACCCGAUAAAGGGCUGUGCACGACUUCCAAAAUGAUGAGCGGAAUUCCCGGUACAGCAGUGGUGCAGGUUACUAAUCUGUCUUCGGCCGUGAGUAGCGAACAAAUGCGCACUUUGUUUGGAUUUCUGGGGCACAUCGAUGAGCUACGUCUUUACCCACCAGACAAUGUUCCUCUCUCCUUCUCGUCCAAAGUGUGCUAUGUAAAGUUUCGAGAUCCAUCUAGUGUCGGUGUGGCGCAGCAUCUCACCAACACCGUUUUUAUUGACAGGGCUUUGAUUGUGGUGCCAUGCGCCGAAGAUGACUAGACUGGCCCAGCCGUAACACUACACUAGCCUGAGUCAGGCAUUGUUUUCCAAGCCACUAUCCCCGAUCGGGCCAACGAAGCCUUCAGUGGGGAAUGUGACCAGGAGAAUAGCCCGCUGAGCCUUCCAAGAUGGACACCUGUCUCUGUUUAUUAUAUUUUAUUUUGCUGCAUCUUGUUUAUGGUUGAUCUCUCCUGGUUGCUACUGCAAAAUGGAAUGCAUAUCACACACGGGACAUAAUGAGGAUUACUAACCACUCCAGGGUCAUUAUUUCAAAAUUUUGUCACUUUCUGUCACUGUUAUAACAUAUAGAGACACAUUUAUACAAUCAAUUUAUAAAUAAUACUCUUUUCUGCCUUGACCUUUUUCGAUUGUUGCAUUGAACUGUACAAUAUUGUAACUCCAAAUUAAGUAAAAAGGAAGCGUAAAUGUUUUUGAAAAUAGUUUUGAAAUAGUUCCAGUUUUGGAUAACCUUACCUAAAUUUGUUGUUCUUCUCUGUAUCUGAUGUUCUGUGUGCUAUUAGUGAUGCAGCCAUUGGGGUUGUCUUGUGUUGCACAACAUUCCAACACUGCGAAACGAUCGCCCCACGGGAAAGCGUCCAUGCUUGAUAUCGUAUGGUUCAUGACCAAUAUCUUACCAGUACAGGAAAGAUCCCAGAAGAGGCAAAGGCCUUGUCACUAUUGGCUCCUACCACUCCCAUUCCCAAUCUGAUUUCUGGUGGAGGACUGCUGCCAAUUCCAACUCCUGCUCCUCUUCAAAAUUUGAAUCUUCCAUUUAUGAAUCGAAUUUCAACUGGUGUAGAGCACAUUGCAGCAAUGCAAUCCCAGCCACCACUGAUGGGAAAUGUUGAUCCUACAAAAAUUGAUGAGAUACGGAGGACUGUAUACGUUGGCAAUUUAAAUUCACAGACCACUACUGCUGAACAGCUGCUAGAGUUCUUCAAGCAGGUGGGGGAUGUAAAGUUUGUACGAAUGGCUGGAGAUGAGACUCAGCCUACCCGCUUUGCAUUUGUUGAGUUUGUAGAGCAAGAAUCUGUCGCCAGAGCCCUCACUUUUAAUGGAGUCAUGUUUGGAGACAGACCAUUAAAGGUUAAUCAUUCCAAUAAUGCUAUUGUAAAGCCCCCUGAAAUGACACCCCAGGCUGCUGCAAAGGAACUUGAGAAUGUUAUGAGAAGGGUGAGAGAAGCUCAGUCCACAAUUGCAGCUGCUAUUGAACCAGACAUUAAAAAGAGCUCCUCUAGUUGGUCAAGAAGCUCACGUCGCUCACGAUCACGUUCUGGUCUGCGAAAGAAAAGGUCCCGCUCAAAACACAGAUCAUCACAGAAAAUGUGGCCCAGUGAAUCUCACAGUUCUCGGGGCAGCCACAAGAGGCAUACUCGUUCCAGGGACCGUAAGCACAGCCGCAGUCGUUCUAGAGGUCAGAAGAGGAGGAGCAACGAUCGGUCACAAAGCCCUCGUCGAAAACCAACAUCCCCACUCAAAAAGAGUAAGAAAGCAAAAAGAAGGGAAAGGAGUAGAGAAAGAAAAGACCACUCUACAUCAAAAAGAAACCGGAAGGAUGCGGGCGCGCUAAAGAGCAAGAGAAAAUCAAUAAAGGUGGAAAGAUUAUCCAAACGGGAGGAAAAGAGAGUGUAUGUAAGUGACAGAGAAGACUCGUCUACUCCUUGUGAAGAAGUAUCGUCCCCAUUCACCCAGCAUAAUGGCAGCUACAGGAAUCACGUGUCUAUGGCUGUGUGACUGUCACUAUGGUAAUACUUAUUUACAUAAUUUAGUUAUUAUUUUUAACUGGACUUGUGUGGCAAUUAAGCACAAAACUCAAAGAGCUUUUUAAACCUUGGAAUGGAAUUGACAUUAUAUUUAACCUAUGCUAUAAUCGUAGCUCUGACUUAUAAUUUUUGUCAGUAUUUAUGUUUUUCUUGAAUUAUUUUUGUGUUCGACAAACAGUGCAAAUAAAUGCACUUUAUUAGCAAAAAUAUAUUUGUACUGUAGUUUAUAUCGUUAAGUCUGAAGUUCCAACAACAACUCCAGGGAGAAAAUUCUAAAUUCAGUAGAUUUCUUAAAUACUGAAGAAUAUCAAUUUAUAAUGUAGUUUUUAUGUAAUGUUUUGUUUGUCACAUUGCUUGAAUCACAGAAUCUGUAAACAUUUCAUGUUUGAGGCCUCUA